Messenger RNA from Rhizophagus irregularis DAOM 181602=DAOM 197198, 201 nucleotides. The record is from RefSeq and is a predicted model, not a curated record. Lineage: Eukaryota; Fungi; Glomeromycota; Glomeromycetes; Glomerales; Glomeraceae.
AUGAAUGCAAUAAAUGGUGUAUAUUUAAUAUAUAGUAAAAUUUUAGCAAACUCAAAUAUAGAAAUGGAAAAUAUUGGUAAUGAAAAUAGUGAAAAUAAUAAAGUAAAAAAUAUUUUUGAAAAUGUAAAAGUUGAUGAUAAAUUAAUGUGUAGUAAUUCAAUAGAAGUUUUCUACUAUUCAAGUAGUUUAUUUGAAGUUUAA